Molecule: messenger RNA, 498 nt
Organism: Myotis brandtii (Brandt's bat)
Lineage: Eukaryota; Metazoa; Chordata; Mammalia; Chiroptera; Vespertilionidae
Gene: NDUFA6
Product: NADH dehydrogenase (ubiquinone) 1 alpha subcomplex, 6, 14kDa
Exons: 3
Coding region: 38-424 (128 amino acids)
Biological process (GO): response to oxidative stress
Source: RefSeq, a predicted model, not a curated record
AAAGGGGGCGGGGUUGGGGGGUGGUUACUUUAGCAAGAUGGCGGCGAGCGGCGUUCGCCGGGCGGCUGCUGCGGCCAGCACCUCGGUGAAGCCCAUUUUCAGUCGGGACAUGAACGAGGCCAAGCGGAGGGUUCGCGAGCUCUACCGCGCCUGGUAUCGGGAGGUGCCGACCACUGUGAACUUAUUCCAGCUAGACAUCUCAGUGAAACAGGGACGGGAUAAAGUCCGAGAAAUGUUUAUGAAGAAUGCCCACGUCACAGACCCCAGAGUGGUUGAUCUUCUAGUCAUUAAGGGAAAGAUGGAACUGGAGGAAACUAUUAAAGUGUGGAAGCAGCGGACACACGUUAUGCGGUUCUUCCAUGAAACAGAAACUCCAAGGCCAAAGGAUUUCCUGUCCAAGUUCUAUGUUGGCCACGACCCAUGAAGUCAUUCAGUGGGAAAGUGCAUGUUGAUAUUUAAAUACUUUAUAGUACAAAUAAACUCAGUAUAUGAUGGUCA